UAAAAACAUUUGCAUCUUCAGAUAGUUUAGGGAAGGUCCAAGAAGUAGCAAACUGGCUUUUGGAAAUGAAUCAGGAACUGAUAUCUGUUGGCAGCAAGAGACGACGAACUGGUGGGUCUAUUCGAGGUAAUACUUCAUCAAGCCAAGUGGAUGAAGAGCAGAUGAAUCGAGUUGUGGAGGAGGAACAACAGUUACGACAACAAGAUGAAGUUGUUGCAAGAAAUGGGGAAAUUGGUGGAGGCCAACCUGGACUGUGUCAUAGAAAUGAAUCUCAAUUGGAAGAAAACAACAACAGAUUUAUUGAAGUAGAUGAAGAUUAUUCUGGCAACCAAGAAGAGGAGGAAGAAGAUGAACAUACUGGCAUACCAGAGGAAGAGGAGGACAUGGAGGAAGAAGAAGAAAUGGACCAAGACAGUGAUGAUUUUGAUCAAUCUGAUGAAAGCAGCAGAGAUGAACAAACUCAUUGUAACAGUAUCACAAAUUCAAACGGUAACCUGGACUUAGCAAUACAUCAGCAGUCAUCACCAUUCUAUAUUAAAUCUAAGAACUUUUGCCUUUAUUCUUUGAAGUACCCAUAAAUAAGAUUCCUCUUGAUUUGUCAGACACGAUGAAAAGAAAGUUAGACCAUGGUUCGGAGGUCCGUUCUUUUUCACUGGGAAAGAAACCCUGUAAAGU
Molecule: messenger RNA, 675 nt
Organism: Thamnophis sirtalis
Lineage: Eukaryota; Metazoa; Chordata; Lepidosauria; Squamata; Natricidae
Source: RefSeq, a predicted model, not a curated record